GUUCCAUAUUUGAACGCAAUGCAUUACACUGCUUGGGCGUCAUCGUUUGCGUGAUCUUUUGAAGAAACGUAGCGAUGCAAAACAUGGUAUGGACUACAAUAUAGCACGAUGAAGCCAUUCAUAGCUAUUAUUUCUUUAGAACAACAUGAUCAGGGGAGAGCGCGAACGCAGUCCCCCACUACCAGAAAUUAUGCAAUCGAGAUUCCCACAUUUGGGGAGUUCGCAGACGUGAGAGCCAGGCGAGUGCAUAGGAGUCUACACUUGUCUACACUUGUCUACACUUGCCGGCCGCUAAUUGGCCAGGAGUCUACACUUUCCGGCCCAGGAGUCUACACUUUCCUCCGAAAGUGUAGACAAUGGCGGCCUCCCAUUGGCGCGGUGUCUACAGUUCCCUAGAGCCCUCCCCCUCCCCGACGGUGGCACUUGACGCUCUCCGAGCGAUUUCAGCCGAAUGGAAAAAAGUAAAAAGUCACCACCGUUUCACCCGGUAAGAGUCGCAUUCCUACUAAUAUUACUAACUAAUAUGUUCGGCUUGUGCUUCUCGUUCCCACCGAGUGCUUUUCAUUCAUCAUAUCUGUCGUACCUAGCUUAUUAAUGUAUUUUUGCCCCUUUUUUCUUCCCACUCACUGCGGAGGCUACUUUGCCCUAAUACAACCAGCCUCGUUCGCUUCAUGUCAACAACUUAGCCAUACAAAACUAUGUUUUUUAAUGUAGGUUUAUUAAAUGACUUUUUCCGUGAAUGAACUUGUUUAUCUUUGGGUUUAUUCAUAUGUUAAUGUGCUGCCGACGGCCAUUCGGCCUCAUUUACAUAGCCAAACUCCGAGUCCGCCAGCGAGCGGAGUUUGGCCUACUCUCGAGACAUUUUGCUUAGUUACUGUUAAAAAGUAUAUCUAUAAAUGUAGGUUGAAAGUGUCCCCGUUAAUGUACUACCAUCGUAUAUUGAUUUAACGUUACGGUCGAUCCGCAAAUCAGUGCCGCGACGCCGGCCAACCCUGUCCGUUCAAAUUUGACCCAUAUUUGUCAUUCAUUUCUCUUAUAAAGCUAUCAUACCUACCUUGACUUAAACUUGCCAAUAUUACAUCAAUAUGUAGCCCACUCGUAUAUUUAUGAAUCAGAAGUCGACAUAGCCAUAGCAGCCCUCAAAAAAAGGCCAAGAAAAAACACUACAGUCCCCCUAGUGUUGUUGUUGCGCCAAUGAAUGUAAAGAAAAACAUGGGCUACAUUUUGACGUUGAUAUUUUGUUUCUAUGAACUUUAAUAAGCAACACAUUAGCUGUAUUUGAGCUGUAUUUGAGGAUGGAUUCCGAAGCAGCGACCCAUUCAGCAGGUUAGUUUAUAACAUUCAUGUUUUGUCUGUAUGGUUAUAACAUGCAUACUUCCAUUGUCUAUACGUUAUGUAUAGCCAGCAGAAGAAACUGCCCAGUGCGUGAAAACACUUAUGUUAUUAUGUCAUCAUUUACAAAUAUAGUAUGAAAUGAAUGCCUGGGGAAAAAGUCCCAAAACACUUUAAACACUUUGGUGAAUAUUUUUUCAGGUACAGCCAGCAGCAGCAGACCGUCUGCGGACCCAUUGCUGCCCGUGCUGCCCAUUCUGGACCCCACUGUGCCCCUGGACAGGCAGCAAUGUGUCCUGAAGGCAACCAAAGAGGCCAGGGCCUUUCACAGGCCCAAAGGCUUCCAAGCCAGCGCCGGUCCCAAGGACCUUCAGAUGGCUUGUGAUGAAGCAAAAAGGAGAUGCCGGCUCGCCACUACUACCAGGCCCUCAAAGAAGCUCUACCUUGGCCAGCUGGUUAUUCCCUUUGGGAAAUAUGCUGGCCAAAGCUUCAUGUGGCUGGUAGCGAAUGAUGUGGGCUACUUAAAAUAUCUGCUUGACCGCCAUAUUGCGGAGAGCCAGGACCCGGGCAGGACAGGAGGAACCAGAGAGAAUGACUGGGUGAAGGACUGUCUCCUCCGUUAUGUGGAGUUUUUCCCCUCAGUCUCCUGCCACCUGGAGAAAAAUGUGGACAGGGCCAUUUAUGGACAGGGUCGCUUUAAGUCCUUCACCUUUCAGGAGAUGUGGCAGUGGUACAGCCUGCACAAGUGCCUUAAUGCCGACCCUCAAGCUGGCAGUGCCCAAGAGAGGAAGAUGGCAGAGGAGGCUUUCUCUUCUGUUCGCCAGUGGCUUGGAAUGAAGGAGGAGGACAUCAGCUCCAAGGCACUGAAGCGCUUCAGGAGAUUUAUUCUCGACAAAGAGAAACAGAAUGCCCCUACUGCAGCUGUACCAUCUUCGUCUGGUCCUGUCCCAUCUGAAACAGUGGUUCCUCCGUCUGCGUCAGUGGUUCCUCCGUCAGCGUCAGCGUCUGCUUCAGUGGCCCCUCCGACAGCAACAUCCCUGUCACCUUGGCACGAUACAUUGUUUUCAGAGGCUCUCGCCACUUUUGAAGGACAAGUGUCUCUCCCGCCCACCUGCUUGACUCCAGGAAGAACCGGCUGAUGUACUGCAUCGUUAAACAGCUCUGGCUUCACCCGGACUGCAGGAAAAAGGCUCGCGGCUCCCCUCUCAAGCACCAGAUCACCACACUCUACCAGCGGGUGCAACAGAGAAUGACCGUGGAUGACGCUGAAAUCAGCAAUCUAGGGAUUCCCAUCCUGAAAAUGAACAACAAAUCUGUUGCUGAGUUCAUAAGGAGACAGGAGCCUUCUCAGCCACAAACGUGACGGAUUGAGGUUUGUCUAUCCUCCAGCGUCCGCAGAGCGUCACCAGCACCAGCCUACCUCCCGCUGCAGAGCUCCCGGAUGAGAGGCCGCACACGGACGGGGCCAGAAGACGAGCUUCUGGCCUCUCAGUCCCAGGCCCCUUAGAGCAGCGCUUGAAUGCUCUGACACUGGGCUCUUUGUAUACAUUAUAUAUAUUCAUAUUUGACAGACACAAUCAUUCGUUUUGUAUUAUAUUUCACUAUGCACCUUAUUUCUCACUGUUUGAAUUUUAUAUUUUAGAGGUGUUUUUACUGUUGUGCUUGCUGUGUUCUUUGUAUAUAUUUAGCAGAUGCAAUCAUUCUUUUUCCAGUUCAUGACAUAUCUUUAUGCACCUUCUUGGAAACUACUUACUAAUUACUUCCUUAAUGUGCAAAUCACAAAUGUCACAACUCAUCAAAAUCUUGUUUUGUGUGUGUAUAUAUAUAGGCUAUAUGCACUUGUUACCUCUGUCACAGGCAUAAUAAUUCUCUUGCACUACGAGCUUGAUGCCUUUUACAUUGAUCUCCAGGACAAGGCUUUAUAUUCUAUAAUGUAUAUUUAAUCUUUAUCUUGGUUGUCAUUGCUGUUUUAGAUUUAGAUUUUAAGCUAAUAUUACAAUUAUUAAUGUUUUUUUACACCUGUGUUUAUAAACCUGUGACAACCUAAUUUAUUAUUGAUAAUGUGAGUUAUUAAAAAAACAAAUUGCACU
Messenger RNA from Gadus morhua (Atlantic cod), 3422 nucleotides. RefSeq lists its product as uncharacterized. The record is from RefSeq and is a predicted model, not a curated record. Lineage: Eukaryota; Metazoa; Chordata; Actinopteri; Gadiformes; Gadidae. The coding region runs from base 1707 to 2471 and encodes 254 amino acids. The transcript is spliced from 5 exons.